AUGGUGAAUCAAAACAACAAAAAUCUUCACACAAUCAAUAGUAAAAAUAAUUAUGAAGAUAAUUCCAACAUCCCCACUACCAAUAUUUUAAAUAAUAAUAAUAAUAUUAAUAAUAAUAAUGAUUAUACAGUAGACCUAAAAGACUUGGAUGGCAAUUUAACAAUUGAAGAUGCAAAGAAACAUUUACAAAAUUUAAUUGUUCGAGACAAAGUGAUAGAACAAAAUUUAAAACAAUAUAUAAAUUUUAAAGAUGAUUUAGAAACUCAAAUGGAAAGUUUUGACAUUGAAAUACCAGAAUAUUUGUCACUAUCAUUAAAGAAAUCUAACGAAUUAAAUCAAAGAAUUAGUAGUACUUGUGAAUUAGCAGAAAAUCUAUCAUCUAAAGUUAAGAAACUAGAUCAUAUUAGAGAAAGAAUUAAAGAUACCCUAAAAAAAGUCGAUGAUAUCAUAGAUUUAAAGAAUUGUAUAGAAGGUGUACAAAAAGCCAUCAAUAAAGAAGACUAUGAAGGUGCAGCUCAAUUUAUAAAUAGAUAUCUUAGUAUUGACAAAUCAGUAUUAGAAGAUUCUUCCAUUGAGAAACUUGCAGCUGCUGAAAAAAGACUCCUCGAAAUGAUUGAAAACAACUAUCAAGCAUCUUUGAAAAAUAGUGACAAGAGUGGUGUAUUAAGAUUCUGUAGAUUAUAUGUUCCACUUGGAAGAAGCACAGAGGCCAUUGAUAAAUAUUGUGCAUACUUUAAAUCCCACACAUCGAAACUAGAUGCAAUGCUAACUCAUUAUCAUUCAUAUAUCCUCAACCCAAAACAAAUUAAACCGAUAAGUGCUGUUGGUGUAAUUAUGAAGGUUUUUGAACAUUAUGCAAAUAUUAUCGAAGAUGAGCUUCCAGAGAUACUAAAGGAAUUUGGGGUAUUACAAUGCUCAAGAUUUAUUAUGAACAUCACUCAACAGUGUGACUACUAUUCAAAUACUGUAUAUAAUGCUUUUCAAGAUCAAUUUCAAGCAAAUAAAAACGUAACAGAUGUUACUACCUAUAAACAACAAUUAGACAAGAAGCAAGACCCUCAUCAUCACAGUAGACAAGGAUCUGUUGAAAAGACCGAUCCACGUAAUUUUGCUCAAUUCCUCGAUGAAACCUCAAUGAUUAGUAAAUCUACCAAAUUUUAUGAAAAGUUCCUCAUCAAAAAAGAACAAUUUAUCAAAUCUAAAAUCUAUGAACAUUAUAGCUUAUUAGAAAAAGAAAGACAAGAUAAUAUUCAAAAUAUAAUACUAGCAUCACCAUCCCACUAUUCAAACUCUCCAAAUGAGCAAUUAUUAAAGCAGCAACAAUUAGAAAAAGAGAAAAAAGAAAGAGAGGCAAUCAAUAAAUUAAAUGAAGAGAAGAAUAAACAAAUGAAACAAACUCUAUACUCUACUGUUACAAAACAAAAAAUGAAUCAACUUUUAGGCAACUACAUAAUUUUAGAAGAGUAUUUCAUGGUGGAAAGUGUAAACAAAGCUAUACAAAUGAAUAUUUCAAGCGAAACACAAGCAUCGUCAACACCUACAUCAAGCUUGCAAUCGUCACUAAAUAACUCCUCAUCCAAUACAAAUGAACAAGAUAAUGGCAACAGUAUGAUUGAUUUUAUAUUUUUCGUACUUCAAAAAUCACUUCAAAGAUCCAUUGAUUCCCACAGUAUCCAAACCCUCAACGUUAUUAGUAAUCGUCUUGUUAGAAUUUUAAAUCAAACAAGAGAUAAUCUAAAAAGAAUAUUUAAUGACCAUAUGAUGAAAUCAUCAAAUAAAUCAAAUUUCGACUACCAAUCAUCUCUAUUUGUUUUAAACAAUAUCGAAACCUCGUCUGAAUAUAUAGUAAGAUUAAAAAAAGAAUUUGAUUUAAAAUGCCAAAAAGUUUUUCCACAAAUCAAACAAGACAAACAAUCAGAUCAACAACAAGAUCAACAAUCAACAUCCAUUCCAGACUAUCAAAAUGAAAUAAAUAAAAUUUUUGCUGAAGAACUAAAGAAACAACAACAAAACGAUCGUGAUCAAAUUGCAAUCAUUAGUAAUGAAUUUUCAAAUUGCUCAAAAUCAUACAGUAAACUAUUACAAGAUGAAAUCGACUCAUUAUUCAAAAGUGUACAACCAAAACUAAAGAACCUUUUAUUUAGAUUCUCACAAGUAAACUAUGAAAUCUCGCAAUCUGAAUACGAUAACAAUGAUAUCAAUGAUCCAUUUGUUUUAGAAUUCACAUUAGAGUGUUCUCAAUUUUUAAAACCAUUUCAAGAGCCCCUAUCGGACUCUAAUUAUGAUCUAAUAGUUCAUUUAACCAUUCAAUUCCUCUUAAAAAAGAUUGAACAAUCGAUUCAGCAAAAGAAAUUUACUUUAUUGGGUGGCCUUCAAUUUGGUAAAGAUCUUAGAUCAAUUUCCACUUAUUUCACCAAAAUUUCAAAAUCUACAAUUCGUGAUAAAUUUAGUAAAUUAAACCAAAUUGCAUCCUUUUUGAUUUUAGAGUCUUUAUCCGAAGCUGAGGAUUAUUGGCAAGAAAAUUGCAACUCACCCACUUUUAAACUUUCUUCAUCAGAAGUCCAAAAAAUUUUAAUGACCCGUGUAGAUUUUAAUAAUGAUCAAAUUUUAAAAAUUAAAUUUAGUUAA
This is a messenger RNA of Dictyostelium purpureum, 2628 nucleotides long. RefSeq lists its product as uncharacterized. The record is from RefSeq and is a predicted model, not a curated record. Bases 1 to 2628 code for a protein of 875 amino acids. Lineage: Eukaryota; Evosea; Eumycetozoa; Dictyosteliales; Dictyosteliaceae. The transcript has 2 exons.